Culex pipiens pallens (northern house mosquito) is the source of this 429-nucleotide messenger RNA. RefSeq lists its product as uncharacterized. The record is from RefSeq and is a predicted model, not a curated record. Lineage: Eukaryota; Metazoa; Arthropoda; Insecta; Diptera; Culicidae. The coding region runs from base 1 to 429 and encodes 142 amino acids. The transcript has a single exon.
AUGUGUGUUCAUCAAGAACGUCAACUCCAAUAUGUACCUAAAAAAAGUUCGUACAACCACGACGACGAUCGGCGGCACGUGUCCGAGAGCUAUCCGGAAGCGUGGUACAUCACGAAGGGGAAAGGAUUCUACCGGAUCAAGCACUUUAAGCUGAACGAGGAGCUUUUUGCCGGGGAGCAAAGUUUCGACCUGGAGCGGCGCAAGGUGUUCACCUGGAUUCCUCGCUAUGGGCUCGGAGACAAGGGCAACUGGCAGAUCAUCGAGCACGAUCUGGACGGCCGGCCGGUGUACAACAUCAAGAAUAUGUACUACAACGAGCUUUUGUACCACGGGAUGGGCGUUUACGCCGGGUGGAUUUUCCUCUGGAGACACAACAAUCCUUUCUAUGACGACAAUCAGUAUUUGUUUGAGAUUACCAAGUGUAGAUAG